CCGCUGGCAGCCAAGGACCUAACAGACAGUCAUCCAAAACAAUGAUCAAACUAUAAAUCAGUUUGCCAUCAGAAACCUUAAAAAGAAGAAAUAAUCUGCAAAUAUAUCUCACACAUCAGAUUAAAAUCGUAGCAGCCAUGUUGUCGGUCUAUGUGGCUUUUCUGUUUCUCUGCACUGCCCACCUGCCACUAGACUCUUCCGCCCUUCCCUUCGAGCAGAAAGGAUUCUGGGACUUUGGCAAGGACAUUGAUGUGAAAGAGCUGAUGAUGAUGAUGAAGGACCAGGAAGAGGGGUCAGCUGUGGAUCCAUACCAACCGGAACAUCCCACAUGUCCAUUUGGCUGUCGGUGCGACCUCAGAGUCGUACAGUGCUCGGAUUUAGGUUUAGGUUACGUGCCAUAUGAUAUUCCUAAAGACACACUGCUGUUGGACCUGCAGAGCAACAGGAUCACAGAGAUCAGGGAGGGAGACUUUAAAGGAAUGACCAACCUCUAUGCCCUGGUGUUAAGAUAUAACCAGAUCUCCAAAGUUCAUCCCAAGGCAUUCCUUCCUUUGAAGCGUUUGCAGAAGUUAUACAUCUCACACAACCUUCUGACUUCCAUCCCCAAAAACCUGCCUCCAUCCCUUGUAGAGCUGCGUAUCCAUGACAAUCACAUCAAGAAGGUGCCGGCAUAUAGCUUCUCAGGCCUCCACAACAUGCAUGUCAUUGAAAUGGGUCGUAAUCCGCUUCAGAACAGUGGCUUCGAACCUGGAGCAUUUAUGGGCGUUAAACUGAACUACUUGCGCAUUUCUGAAGCCAAGCUCACUGGAAUUCCCAAAGACCUUCCCAGUAGUCUCAAUGAGCUUCAUUUGGACAGUAAUCAGAUUCAGGCCAUUGAGAUGGUGGAUCUCAGCCAGUACACCCAGCUGCAGAGGUUGGGACUCGGCAGUAACCAGAUUCGCCACAUUGAGCACGGUGCUUUAUCUUACCUCACCGACCUGAGAGAGCUGCACCUUGACAACAACCGUCUGUCCAGUGUGCCCAGCGGACUGCCUCAUUUGAAGUAUCUGCAGGUUGUCUACCUCCAUUCAAACAACAUCACUAAUGUUGGAGUGGAUGACUUCUGCCCUACGGGUUUCGGAGUGAAGAGGGUGUUCUACAAUGGUAUCAGCCUCUUUGACAACCCAAUCAGGUAUUGGGAGGUGCAGCCUGCUACGUUCCGCUGUGUCAGUGACCAAAUGGCUGUACAGUUUGGCAACCACAAGAAAUAAAAUAAAAAUGCACAAAACCAAUCCAGGAGGAGAACAAGAGGAAAACGCCCAUAAUUUGUGUAAAUCAAGAUAUUUGAGUGAAGAAGAUAAAUAAACAUUUUCAUGGAGGCAUAAUUAAGAAGAAACAUGGACUCCAUUUAAACCGAAGUCAAAGUCCGGUCUAUUUAAAACUGAAUAUUGAUGUGUGUAAUUCCCUGCUGACAUUAAUGAAUAUAUACUCCACAAAAUGCCUUUUUGUUUAAUUUAGUUGACAUACAGCAUUGAUGAUUCCUUGAGAUGUCUAUCAACAGCUUCAUUUGCUUAGUUUUCAUGGGUUGCAUCUUUAAAUAAUGAGAUAAAUUCACAGUUUGUCAUUCUGGACGGCUGAUUGUCACUCAUUCAUCAUGGUAAUACUGUAA
Onychostoma macrolepis is the source of this 1648-nucleotide messenger RNA. RefSeq names its product biglycan a (gene bgna). The record is from RefSeq and is a predicted model, not a curated record. Bases 138 to 1250 code for a protein of 370 amino acids. Gene Ontology annotation, molecular function: protein binding. NCBI's taxonomy places the organism in Eukaryota, Metazoa, Chordata, Actinopteri, Cypriniformes, Cyprinidae. The transcript has 8 exons.